AUGGCUCCGGCAGAGGAGAACAAGAAUGCAAACUCCGCUGGGGAGCUCAGAGCGGACCAGAAAUCGAACUAUGAGGACGAUAUAAAAGGCAGUGAAUCGAGCUCGACGACAGUUGGAAAGGCCACUUAUGAUACCGAUGAUAUCAGUCAAUCCCAGGCUGCUGAGCUGCGGCAUCUAGCCCGUCAACUCUCUAGGGCCUCCCAUCAUGGUGGCCCAGAUGUUGAGAAUGUCCCUCAGCAGGUCAUCAAUCCGUUCCUGGACUCGGAGUCAGAUCCUGAGCUCAACCCAGACAGCAAGAACUUUAAUGUAGCCAAGUGGCUCAAGACUAUCCUCCAUAUUACAUCAAGGGAUCCGGAGAGGUUUCCCAAGCGCACUGCUGGUGUUUCGUUCCGGAACAUGAAUGUCUAUGGAUACGGAACAGCAACCGAUUAUCAAAGUGAUGUUGGCAAUCUGCCACUCAAGGCAUGGAGUGGCAUCAUGAGCCUGCUUGGGCUACGGAAGAAGGUCCGUAUUGAUAUCCUUAGAGACUUUGAGGGCCUGGUCAAGAGUGGUGAGAUGCUUGUAGUCCUGGGACGUCCCGGAAGUGGUUGCUCCACACUUCUACGUACUCUAUCAGGUGAGACUCACGGCCUCUACCUCGACGACGGCAACGAUAUCCAGUAUCAGGGCAUCUCUUGGGAACAAAUGCACAAGAACUUCAGGGGAGAAGUCAUCUACCAGGCCGAGACAGAAACCCAUUUCCCCCAGAUGACCGUGGGAGAUACCCUUUACUUCGCUGCCCGUGCUAGAGCUCCAGCAAACAGACUGCCGGGUGUCUCUCGAGAGCAGUAUGCCAUACAUAUGCGAAGUAUGGUCAUGUCCAUGCUUAGUCUGUCGCAUACCAUCAACACCCAGGUCGGUAACGAGUAUAUCCGCGGUGUCUCUGGAGGUGAGAGGAAGCGUAUCAGUAUUGCAGAGACAACCUUGAGUGGAAGUCCCCUGCAGUGCUGGGACAACAGCACAAGAGGCCUGGACAGUGCCAACGCCCUUGAGUUCGUCAAGUCUCUUCGUCUGUCUACAAAAUACUCCGGAACCACUGCUAUUGUUGCCAUCUACCAGGCCGGCCAAGCAAUCUAUGACAUCUUCGACAAAGCUGUUGUCCUUUACGAGGGACACCAAAUAUACUUUGGAAAUGCUGUCCGUGCCAAAGAAUACUUCAUCGAGAUGGGCUUCGACUGUCCUAGCCGACAGACCACUGCUGAUUUCUUGACUUCGGUUACUAGUCCUUCUGAGCGGAGGGUCAGACCUGGCUACGAGUCUCGUGUGCCCCAGACACCAGCUGAGUUUGCUCAGCGCUGGAAAGAAAGUGAAGAUAGACGGAUGCUGAUGCAGGAGAUCGAUGAAUACAACAAAGCCUACCCUCUACAUGGCGAACAGCUACAGAAGUUCCAGGCCUCUCGAUCCGCUGAAAAGUCCAAGUCAACUAGCAAGACUUCCCCAUAUACCCUCUCCUAUCCUAUGGAGAUCAAACUCUGCAUGUGGCGUGGAUUCCAGAGACUGAAGGGAGACAUGUCCAUGACCCUGACCUCAAUUAUCGGAAACAUCGCUAUGUCGCUCAUUAUUGCUAGUGUCUUUUAUAACCAACAAGAAACCACCGACAGCUUCUUCUCCCGCGGCUCGUUGCUCUUCUUCGCCAUUCUCAUGAAUGCCUUUGCUAGUUCUUUGGAAAUUCUUACCCUAUGGCAUCAACGACCGAUUGUGGAAAAACAUGAUAAAUACGCUCUCUAUCAUCCAUCCGCCGAAGCCAUCAGUUCUAUACUCGUCGAUAUGCCUGCAAAACUGGCUGUGGCCAUCGUGUUCAAUUUGAUCAUCUAUUUUAUGACCAAUCUGAGGAGAACGCCAGCUCACUUCUUUAUCUUCUUCCUCUUCUCCUUCACCACGACCCUGACCAUGUCUAAUGUCUUCCGUUCCAUUGCCGCCGUAUCUCGUACCUUAUCUCAAGCCUUGGUUCCAACUUCAAUCUUUAUGCUUGCCUUGGUUAUCUAUACUGGCUUUACGAUUCCUGUCCGCGAUAUGCGCCCUUGGUUCAAGUGGAUCAGCUACAUCAACCCAAUUCAAUAUGCCUUUGAGUCUCUCAUGAUCAACGAGUUUCAUGACCGUGAAUUUGCAUGUGCUGCUUAUAUACCAAGUGGCCCAGGUUACUCUAAUGCCUCUGGCAUGUCCAGAAUCUGUGCGGCCAAGGGGGCGAUGGCAGGAAAGACAACUGUUAGCGGCGAUGUCUUCCUUCGGGAAACAUAUUCCUACUAUGCCUCUCACAUGUGGAGAAACUACGGCAUCAUCGUCGCUUUCUUCCUUUUCUUCCUAUUCAUCUAUAUCACGGCUACGGAACUCGUCUCCGCCAAGCCUUCAAAGGGAGAGAUUCUUGUCUUCCCCAAGGGCAAGGUUCCUUCAUUCUUAAAACAAUCUAAGAAAGCUGAUGACCCUGAAGCCGCAUCCACACAGGAGAAGCGCCCGGUGGAAAAUACUGGCCAUGACCAAACCGCAGCCAUUGUUAAGCAAACGUCUAUCUUCCAUUGGGAGAAUGUCUGCUACGAUAUCAAGAUUAAGAAGGAGACCAGGCGUAUCCUGGACCAUGUCGAUGGAUGGGUUAAACCUGGUACGCUCACUGCCUUGAUGGGCGUGUCUGGCGCUGGAAAAACGACUCUCCUGGAUGUCCUUGCAAACCGUGUUACUAUGGGCGUUGUCACUGGUGAAAUGCUGGUUGAUGGCCGACUUCGUGAUGACUCCUUCCAGCGUAAGACCGGAUACGUUCAACAGCAGGACCUCCACUUGGAAAUUAGCACCGUCAGAGAAGCAUUGAUAUUCAGCGCCCUGCUCCGCCAGCCGAAUACUACCCCCCGUGAGGAGAAGAUUGCUUACGUUGAAGAAGUCAUCAAGAUGUUGGGAAUGGAAGAAUACGCCAACGCCGUUGUCGGUGUCCUGGGCGAAGGUCUCAACGUUGAACAACGAAAGCGUCUCACUAUCGGUGUUGAAAUCGCUGCUAAGCCUGACCUCUUGCUCUUUUUCGAUGAACCCACCUCUGGACUUGACAGUCAAACGGCCUGGUCGAUUUGUACCUUGAUGAGAAAACUUGCAGACCAUGGGCAAGCCGUCUUGUGUACUAUCCAUCAGCCCUCUGCUAUGUUGAUGCAAGAGUUCGAUCGACUCCUGUUUUUGGCUGCUGGCGGACGAACAGUUUAUUUUGGCGAACUCGGCAAGCAUAUGACUACCCUUAUUGACUACUUUGAGAGCAAGGGAGCUCCCAAGUGCCCUCCGGACGCGAACCCUGCUGAAUGGAUGUUGGAAGUCAUUGGCGCCGCUCCCGGUUCAAAGACGGACAUAGAUUGGCCUGCAGUUUGGAGAGACAGCGCAGAACGUGUCGAGGUUCGUCACCAUCUCGCCGAACUAAAAUCAGAGCUCUCCCAAAAACCUCAAGCUCCUCGAUUAGCUGGAUAUGGUGAAUUCGCGAUGCCCCUGUGGAAACAAUACCUCAUUGUCCAACACCGUAUGUUCCAGCAGUACUGGCGUAGCCCUGACUACAUCUACUCGAAAGCCUGUCUAGCCAUUGUUCCGACUCUCUUUAUUGGUUUCACUUUCUUUAAGGAACAGCUCAGCUUGCAAGGCCUCCAGAACCAAAUGUUCGCUAUAUUCAUGUUUAUGAUUCUUUUCCCCAAUCUUGUCCAGCAAAUGAUGCCUUACUUUGUUAUCCAACGAUCUCUUUACGAAGUCCGUGAACGACCCUCAAAAACAUACUCCUGGAUAGCAUUUAUGAUCUCCUCUGUCGUGGUCGAAAUACCCUGGAAUGCCCUCUUGACUGUCCCUGCUUUCUUCUGCUGGUACUACCCGAUAGGCUUCUACAAGAACGCUAUCCCAACAGACUCCGUGACCGAGCGAAGCGGCACUAUGUUCCUACUCAUAUUGAUCUUCCUCAUGUUCAGCUCUACAUUCAGUUCCAUGGUCAUUGCCGGUAUCGAGCAAGCCGAAACCGGUGGAAACGUCGCCCAGCUUUGCUUUUCCCUUACCCUCGUCUUCUGCGGUGUCCUCGUCAGCCCAACGGCAAUGCCCGGGUUCUGGAUCUUUAUGUACCGUCUAUCUCCAUUCACCUACUUUGUUUCAGCCGUUUUGUCUACUGGAGUCGGACGAACAGAUAUCGUGUGCGCUGCCAAUGAAGUUCUCCGUCUUGCCCCCCCAGCAGGACAAACAUGCAUGGAGUAUCUAGGCCCAUACACCAAAUUUGCUGGAGGCAGGAUCCUGAACCCAGAGGCCGCCGACUUGUGUGAAUUCUGCGCUGUUGCCGACACAGAUACCUUCUUGAAAGGCGUGAACAUUAUUUUCGAUGAACGCUGGAGAAAUAUCGGCAUUCUGUUCGGAUACAUUGCCUUCAACAUGGUUGGUGCCGUUGGCUUAUAUUGGCUUCUCCGUGUUCCCAAGAGAAAGUCUGGCGUGAAACAGGGACAACAGCCACAAAAGCAAGAAAGCGAGACAAAGGCAUAG
Molecule: messenger RNA, 4512 nt
Organism: Nannizzia gypsea CBS 118893
Lineage: Eukaryota; Fungi; Ascomycota; Eurotiomycetes; Onygenales; Arthrodermataceae
Product: ABC transporter CDR4
Exons: 4
Coding region: 1-4512 (1503 amino acids)
Biological process (GO): xenobiotic detoxification by transmembrane export across the plasma membrane
Cellular component (GO): membrane
Molecular function (GO): ATP binding; ATP hydrolysis activity; ABC-type transporter activity
Source: RefSeq, a predicted model, not a curated record